AUGUGGGCUGUAUUUCUCAGGUAUGCCUGUCGAUGCCAGAAAUGGGCGAAAACUCUUCUCCAUUGCAGAGAUCCAUAGCUCCAGCAUGGAAGAUUGGCAGGCAGGAGGAAAAGAUGUUGAAGCUUUUGCAACUGCUCGGCGAUUCUCCCCUGCAAAGGCUCACAAAAGCUGUCCAAGUGCCAGCCAGAACCUUAUUUCUGUCUCUGACCUCCAGUCUCAACAGCGGAUGCCUUGCUGCAGUCAUCUAACCUGGAGCUCCGAUGAAUUCAGGGAAUGGGUUCGCCAAGGUGAAGGCGUCUUGUCUAACCAGAGAAGGUUGCAACGGACACACUUGAUACUCGUGGGCUACUUGACGGAUGAAAGACUUGGGGAGAAAGAGAAGUUGGUGGAUGGUAGUUUGUAUGUGCGAGACAACACUGGCGAGUUGCCCUGCACGCUCCUGCGUUUUAAGCUUGAGUGGCUAGGGUGUCUGUUGCUGUUUCCCAGCUGGAUAUAUAUCCCCAAAGCAGGCAAGAGCACAGCUGGGUAUUUGGAGAUCAUGCAAGACCCAAUCCAAGUGAUGCCGGCUCCAGAGAAAACUCUUGAUAUCCUCCCUGUUUUCUACCCAAGACAAGCUGCACAGCUGCUCAGUGCCAGGCCUCAGUAUAAGGAGAUUGCGAAGCUGAAUGUGGCAGGCGAACUGUGUAGGCUAAGCACUCUUCUCUACAUCCACCAAAAUACCUUCUUUUUCAUCUUCCUGAAGUGCUUUAGUUCAGCUAUGUGUAUCCCAGUAUUUGUGCAGAGAUCUUCCCAGUUGGUUUGGCAUCACGUGCUACAGCUUGGGCAUCGGUAUGUCCUCACUGAUCUUAAAACAGCUUGCCUUAAAGCUUCUGGAUUGAGGGUAUUCAUCACCAGCUCCUCCUCACACCUUCUACCUUACUGUACGGAACGAGUGAAGGAGCAGUCUUUGGGCAGUACUUCAGAAGGAAGUCCAACUGUGUCUGUUUCCACCAAGGCCUGUGAGCAGCUUAGCAGCUCGUUGGAGCUGGAGGAGAAAGCGAAGACGGUGGUUCCAGCUCGGAAGUCCCAGAUGAUCUCCUAUGCAGGCACUAUCACCCAGGUGCUGAAUGCCCAAGCUGGGCUCUAUGAACUGGACAACAAGUUCACUCUUUGUCUUGCUUAUCAGCAGAUGUUGAAUUAUGGCCGUGGGCUCCGACCAGGAGCAGGCGUAGAGCUCCAAGACGUCCACCUUGUGCAGAAGCCCCUGGCUGCCUCGCCUUCCGUCCUCGGAGCUUGCCUGCGCAGCGUGGUGGUGCUGAAGAGCUUAUCGCCAUGCAGCACGUUGUACCAGCCUGUAGCCUUAUUUGGGAAUUUUUAUAUUCAGCUGCUUUUGCGUUUCAAUUUGAGCCUGCCGCUCUAUAUCUGGCUGGUCAGCUUGCUAGAGACUUUUGAGCAGAGGUUUUGUAUCCUUCCGCACCAGCAGUCCUUGCACUGCCUUAGCCACCCAGCCCAGGGGGCAGCAGAGAAGUUUAUUGUUCCUAUUCUGAAUGUUCUGGUGCCGCUCGGAAAAGAAGAGAGAAACAUCCAUCAAGAGAUUCUGGCGGAAGAGCACCACUGCCCCCUGCAGCAGUAUGAGAUUUUGGAGCCGCCAUGUCAGAUUCCGCCUUUCUCUCUGCUGUCUGCCAUGGCUGAGAAGAAGGGCUGGGAAAGCCUCAGUCCACUGCAACAACUGAACUCAGCCCCCGAGCUCUGCAACGUAAUCGCCGAGGAGCUGAAUCGCAGAUUGGCCUGGUCCUACUCCAGUUUAUCUGCUGAGAGCUUUCAGCCUCGGAUGGUGUUGCUUGGGUGGCUGGACUCUUCCAGCAGUGGCUCCCUCAAGUUACAAGACAGAAGCAAAGCCCUCCCUUGUAUAAUAUUCCACAGAGAUGGCCGGCCAUUUGCUGAGACGUCUUUAGUAGGGUGCCUCCUGCAGGUAGAAAUAUUUCAGUUUGUAAUCGAGCAAUUCCUUCGAAGUGAUUUCCCUUCUUGGCAGCAGCUGGGGUCACCCGAGCACAUAAAGGAGAAGAAAACAAGGCCUUGCGUACAGUUUUGUUUUGAGGAUGUGGAGAUCCUUUAUACUCCCGAGAAGAGAGCCUCCGAGGGUCGCCGAGCGAAUGAAAGGACCUCUUCUCAAGCAGAAGGCGAUGGCUCCUCGGCAGCUGAGCCAAGAUCGCAAGAGGGGAGAAUAUCCGGCGCAGGAAGGGCAGAGUCGGGCGCCAGCACAGCAGAGCCUUCCCAGGGCAGCGCUGCGGAAGCCGGCUGCGUGUCCCGCCUGUUCCUCGUGACGCAGAAAGAGGGUCUCGUCUGGCGCAACUAUCUGCCGACUUCCGGAGACGGGGGCAAAGGCGGCCGGGCAGCGCAACUCUGCUUUCAAGCCACAGUGGUAUGGAUGGGCAGCCCUGAACUGUGCAAGAAUCUUGGAGAAACCGGGUGCCGGCAAGAGUUUACCACUUCCGCUCUGCAAGAGACCAGUGAAGCCCAGAAGAAACUGUUGCUCCUGUUCCUGAGGAAAUCGCUCCGGUGGUUCCCCUUCCUGCACCUGGAUCACCUGUACCAGCUCACCAUCCCCCAGUGCACGGAUUUGGGUGUCUUUGAUCAACUGUGCUGCUCACCAGCACAAGGAAACCUGAAUCCGCUGAGACGUUCCUUGUUUCUCCCUGUUCCAGAUGGAGCCCUCCUGCACCACGUGGGCUGUAUUUCUCAGCUGGUUUCGACAGUGCCGGAGAUGGAUCGAAAACUGUUUUCCAUUGCGGAGAUUCUCAGCUCCAGUUUCACAGGCUCCCUGGUCUCUUUCCCUGGCCUAAUAGUGCAGAGGACUUUGGUUCAAUCUUACGUUGGAAAGAAGUCGCCUGGAGAGGUUUUGAUGCAGCAGAUGGGAAACCUCUUAUCCCGGGAUUACACCGUGAAGCUACGUGUAUCACCUACAGCUGGUGCCUCAGAAGUGCUGGAUGUGUACAUUGAAGCGGCAUUCUUGCCCUAUCUUUGGGGUCUGCUUCCUGGCGCCAGAAUUCUCUUUCAGAACUUGCAGCGCAAGGUUUCCAUCAGAUUCAAAAACGUCUAUUGUACAUACAUUAUGUCCAGCUGCGUGUCUGUUCUGGCUGCUGCACCCCACGACCUUUCUUCCCUGCAGCUGGGUGCCGCCUCUGCUCCUUCCGUGCUAUAUUUGUCCAAGAUAACACCUGAGCCUUCUGGUCUGGGCCAAGCACAGGUUGCCUGUCACGUGACGUGUGUCCUGUCUUUGUCCUUGCACUGGAGCUGCUCCCUUUGCAACAGCAUCUUCACAGAGGGAAGAUGCAGCCAGUAUAACCCACCUUGUCUGUCACGUACAGGAGUGUGCAAGGCCCGUGCCAGAAUCAUAGUAGAAGAUGGAACAAGAGAAUUUGUGGUGGUGUGCAAGAACCAACAAGUGCAGAAAGUGCUGGCUUUGAGCGCCAAGGAGUGGGAUGUUCUACAGAACCAUGUUAAGAACACAGGCAGUAUUGGCAUUCAGCACAGUGAAAUUAAUACGGCUCCUGAGCAAACUGAGGAGCGUGAAGACCUGUUCAUCUGGUACUUGAGAAGCUUAUGCAGAAGCCCAAUUGUCUGUCGGCCUGUCCUGUUGACUUUCAGACCAGAUAGAAAGCCCUCGGGAGAUCACGAGGCAGGCUUAGGACAGUUGAGGAGGUUUUUCUCCAAUGGCUUCGAGUUCCUAAGUCAGACGAGGCAGCGGUGGAACUUGAUGUGUCUGGACCUCCAGGAGGCGACAUGAACGUGAGGCUUGUAACAAAAGGCUGUACAUCUCGGGUCUUAUCCUGCUGCGGAAGAGCAAUUAAGACAUUUCUGCUUCUUCCAUGCAACCCAUCAUUUGGAGACACGUCAUUUACGUUUCUCAUAUAAAAUGCAGUAAAUUUAAUAAAACUUGAACAAAUCUAUUUUGUGGCUUUUUAAAGAUAUUCCUAAUUGCUGUUGCAAAAAUAACACUCAUUUUAAACAUCUAGCUUGUUUUUCUGUCAUGCAGAUAUGACUAUUAAUUUUCACCACCUUUCGUGUAUUCUAGCCUAUUUUUUUGCAAAUUCUGGCACUGACUGUUCUAGCUACUAUGAAUGCAUAACAUGCUAGUUUUUAUUUUGGCCGAGUAGUAGUUUGAUAUACAUUCCGAGACUUUGAUGAGUUUUGGGACAAGGGGAAGUCCAUAGCUGAAAGCCCCUCAAAAUACUUCCUUCACAUUCUUGAGGUCUUGAUUCAUCAGAAUUAAGAGGAUUUCUGCGCAAUCUUAAGGGUCAUGUCAAAAACAUGGGGACUGAGGUGCUCUGAGAUUUGCUAAACAGGCUUUUUUUAAAGCCUCUUGACUUCCACUAAUCUCUAAGUGGAAGCUGAGCCCUCUAGCUGAAAAAAAAUCAGUGAACAUUUUUGCUACAUAAGGAAGGACAGGUCAAGUAUAUUCUAAAUCCAUUUUUUAUUCUCAGUUACUUCCACAAUGUACACAGUUUCUAGCAACAGAUAAUGUACUUACUAUACAGGCUUCCCCUUCCCCCCUCCCCACCUUGUCCCAUUUCUCCACUUUUUGGUGAACCAAGAAUUUGCAGCAGCACAGCAAGUUAUUUUUCUAACACUGAAAAACAGACACAAAACAAGGAGACAAAAUAUAUAUGAAACUGAACUGGCCAGUUUUAGGCAGGUACAGCACAAUAAAUAGACAUCUUUAUUUCAGAUAUAGUUCGUAAAAUUUUACAGCAUCCUCUUAAAGUAGUUAGCGGUUUCAUAGGCAUGAAAUGCUACAGCACAGUACAGUCAAUUAGGUUUUCAGCAAAAGUGGGUUUUGCACAAAUCAUUCAUACGCCACGCUUGAGGAAACUGACACUCAAUGCAGAACCAACAAUAAUGCCAAGAUGCAGUUAGGUUUUAACUGGCAUUUAACUUAAAGACAAGAUACACCUGGGGGUUAGGAACCUAGAAACUUCCUGGCAACGUUAUUUUAUUUUUGGGUGGAGAGAGAGAUGGAGCAUUUAACUUGUACAAGUGUCACCUGCAGUUAUAACCAUUCUGCAACUAAGCAGGUUUUCUGCUGUUUAGAAUAGGAAACUGACCCAGAAGGGGCAUUAGGUGUUUUUUUGCUAGGAACCCGUGUUUUUGCAGCAGUGACAUGAUGGCACUAGAUGUUUAUUCAGUGGAAAUUAAGGUUCUUCUUCAUUAUUGAAACUGUAAUCAGAACAUGAGCACCAGGAAAAGUAACUAACUUCUCCAAGGUGAGAAAAUACUACCCUGCGCGCUAGAAGGUAACUGAGCAGUACUGCUCACGUGUCCUGCAAGACAAGACUAGCAGAGCAAACGUCCCAAAAUCACCAGCUCUGUAAAAUGACAAAUUCUCUAUAUUCUCUUACUCCACCACAGCGAUGGGGAAACCUAUAGGCUCCAGCUGCUGUCUGCCUUCAACCCCUGACAUUCCCAACCACCAGCCAUGCUACCUGAGACUGAUGGGAGCUGGAGUCCAGUAAAAUUCAGACAGCCAAAGCCUG
Molecule: messenger RNA, 5513 nt
Organism: Podarcis raffonei (Aeolian wall lizard)
Lineage: Eukaryota; Metazoa; Chordata; Lepidosauria; Squamata; Lacertidae
Gene: CTC1
Product: CST telomere replication complex component 1
Exons: 25
Coding region: 23-3766 (1247 amino acids)
Biological process (GO): positive regulation of DNA replication; telomere maintenance via telomere lengthening
Cellular component (GO): CST complex
Molecular function (GO): single-stranded DNA binding; telomeric repeat DNA binding
Source: RefSeq, a predicted model, not a curated record